Xiphophorus couchianus (Monterrey platyfish) is the source of this 4800-nucleotide messenger RNA. It is a transcript of the gene gria3b, whose product is annotated as glutamate receptor, ionotropic, AMPA 3b. Bases 410 to 3052 code for a protein of 880 amino acids. Gene Ontology annotation, cellular component: membrane. NCBI's taxonomy places the organism in Eukaryota, Metazoa, Chordata, Actinopteri, Cyprinodontiformes, Poeciliidae. The transcript is spliced from 16 exons. Gene Ontology annotation, biological process: monoatomic ion transport. The record is from RefSeq and is a predicted model, not a curated record. Gene Ontology annotation, molecular function: signaling receptor activity; ligand-gated monoatomic ion channel activity.
CGUGCAGCGCUCUUCCUGUGGUGUCGUAAUCUAGCAAGCUGAGGCUUUAUUCUUUUAUUUUUUAUUUAUUUAUUUAAUUAUUGUUAUUUUUAAAAAAUUUAACGUCAGAUCAAGUUUGACCAGCACUGGCCUGCCGCGACGGAUCCAAUCAGAGUUCAGAUCAGCUUCAUCUUCCCCCACCACCCCUCCCUCUCCGUCUCUUUCUCUGCCUCUCUUUCUUAGUUGCAAAAAAAAAAAAAUAGAAAAAUGUUCUGCAGCUGGGCUGCACCUCAAUGAAUGAAUUGGUGCACUGUGCACAGCCACCACCAUCUACCCACUGGAUUUCCAUUUAUUCCCGGCAUCCAUCCCGAACAUAUGAAUCUGCUUAGACAGAGCCUUUUAAGGAGUUGAAAAGAUCAGGUCGGAGAAAAUGGCACAACGCGUGGUUUUCUUUUUGCUGUGGCUCUUUGACCAGACCUCAGCCGGAUUUCCGAAUCAGAUUAACAUCGGGGGACUGUUCAUGCGAUCCACGGUGCAGGAGCACAGCGCGUUCAGGUUUGCUGUCCAACUCUACAACACCAACCAGAACACCACCGAGAAGCCCUUCCACCUCAACUACAACGUCGACAAUCUCGAGUCGUCCAACAGCUUCUCGGUCACCCAUGCAUUUUGCUCCCAGUUCUCCCGUGGGGUGUACGCCAUCUUCGGAUUCUACGACAAGAAGUCCAUGAACACCUUGACCUCCUUCUGCGGCGCUCUGCACACCUCCUUUGUCACGCCCAGUUACCCCACCGAUAACGAGGUGCAGUUUGUCAUCCAGAUGCGGCCGACCCUGAGAGGUGCUGUGCUCAGCCUGCUCUCCUACUACAAGUGGCAGAAGUUUGUUUACCUCUAUGACACCGAUCGAGGUUUUUCCAUCCUGCAGGCUAUUAUGGAGGCAGCAGUGGCCAACAACUGGCAGGUGACUGCUCGCUCUGUCAGCAGCACAACGAACGCAACAGAGUUCAAGCAAGUCAUUGAAGAGAUGGACAGGAGGCAGGAGAAGCGCUAUGUGAUCGACUGCGAGGUGGACCGUAUCGAUACUAUAUUGGAACAGGUUGUGACCGCAGGGAAGAACAGCCAUGGUUACCACUACAUUCUGGUCAAUCUUGGAUUUUCGAAUGUGAGUAUGGGCAAAGUCAUUGCUGGAGGAGCCAACAUUUCAGGGUUUCAGAUCGUCAACCCUGAGAACCCAAUUGUGCAGCAGUUCAAACAGCGAUGGGACCAGCUGGAUGAAAGAGAAUUCCCAGAAGCUCGCAACGCUCCUCUGAAGUACACCUCUGCUCUGACCCACGACGCCAUCCUAGUGAUAGCCGAGGCAUUCAGGUACCUCAGGCGCCAACGUGUAGACGUCUCUCGUCGAGGCAGCGCAGGAGACUGUCUGGCGAAUCCCGCCGUACCCUGGAGCCAGGGCAUAGACAUCGAGAGAGCUCUGAAAACGGUCCAGCUGCAGGGGAUGACUGGGAAUAUCCAGUUUGACAACUAUGGCCGCAGGACCAAUUACACAAUAGAGAUACAUGAAAUGAAAAAGGAUGGGCCAAAGAAGAUUGGCUGCUGGAACGAGUACACAGGAUUUGUAAAUAUUAUGGAUCCUCAGGUCAACAUCUCAGAGGAAAACCGAACCAUUGUGGUCACUACUAUUAUGGAAGCUCCUUAUGUGAUGUACAAGAAAAAUUAUAUGCAUCUGGAGGGGAAUGACAGAUAUGAAGGCUACUGCGUCGAUUUAGCAUCUGAGAUUGCCAAACAUGUUGGAAUUAAGUACAAACUGUCAAUAGUAAUGGACGGCAAGUAUGGAGCCCGAGACCCUGAGACCAAGACGUGGAACGGGAUGGUGGGUGAACUGGUCUAUGGGAGGGCAGAUAUAGCCGUUGCGCCUCUCACCAUUACUCUGGUUCGAGAGGAGGUGAUAGACUUUUCCAAGCCUUUUAUGAGCUUGGGCAUCUCCAUUAUGAUAAAGAAGCCACAAAAAUCCAAGCCUGGCGUUUUCUCCUUCCUGGACCCGCUGGCCUAUGAGAUCUGGAUGUGUAUAGUGUUUGCCUACAUUGGUGUGAGCGUGGUACUGUUCCUGGUCAGUCGGUUCAGCCCGUAUGAGUGGAACCUUGAGGAGCAGGAUGAGACCAAAGACCCCCAGACUCCCCCUGAUCCUCCCAAUGACUUUGGCAUCUUCAACUCUCUGUGGUUCUCACUGGGCGCCUUCAUGCAGCAGGGCUGCGACAUCUCUCCAAGGUCUCUUUCAGGGCGUAUCGUUGGUGGUGUUUGGUGGUUCUUCACCCUCAUCAUCAUCUCCUCCUACACUGCCAACCUGGCUGCCUUCUUGACUGUGGAGAGAAUGGUGUCACCAAUAGAGAGUGCAGAGGAUCUAGCAAAGCAGACAGAGAUUGCGUACGGCACUCUGGACUCAGGCUCGACAAAAGAGUUUUUCAGGCGAUCCAAAAUAGCGGUGUACGAGAAGAUGUGGUCUUACAUGAAAUCCGCAGAGCCCAAUGUGUUUGUGAAGACCACGCCAGAUGGCGUCGCCCGAGUGCGAAAGUCAAAGGGCAAGUUUGCCUUUCUCCUUGAGUCCACGAUGAACGAGUACAUCGAGCAGCGGAAGCCGUGCGACACCAUGAAAGUGGGAGGGAACCUCGACUCCAAAGGCUACGGUGUGGCGACGCCCAAAGGCUCAGCAUUAAGAAAUGCUGUUAACCUGGCAGUUUUAAAACUGAAUGAGCAAGGCCUCUUGGACAAAUUGAAAAACAAAUGGUGGUACGACAAGGGAGAGUGCGGCAGCGGGGGAGGUGACUCCAAGGACAAGACAAGUGCUCUCAGCCUAAGCAAUGUGGCAGGAGUCUUCUAUAUUCUGGUUGGAGGGCUGGGGCUGGCUAUGAUGGUGGCUCUGAUAGAGUUCUGUUAUAAAUCACGACAAGAAACCAAACGGCUAAAAUUGGCCAAGAAUACCCAGAAUUUUAAGCCGGCUCCCCCGACCAACACCCAGAACUUUGCCACAUACAGAGAAGGCUACAACGUGUACGGAACCGAGAGCGUUAAGAUCUAGAGGUUUACGAAACAUUUGAGCCGUCAUCUACAACUAAACUGACUAAACAUCUGUGAAAGGCACAGGACCACAGGGGUUUGUGCUUCAUGACAUGAUAAUCUGCAUUGACGACACGACUUGACUGGUCAUGGGAAAAGCCGAUGAGGUUUCCUCCGCCUCUCAGUGCCUUAUGGAACUCUGAGUCUAAACAAUGCAACUCGAUCACAACGAUAAUGCUUUUUUGCUUGAAACUCAUACGAAACAGAAGAAUGAUGCAGAGUUAAAACACACACAUUAUAUAUAUAUAUAUAUAUAUAUAUAUAUAUAUAUAUAUACAGUAUAUAUAUAGAAAGGAGAGAAUAAAGCCAUCAUUUACAACUCUAAGCACAUUUUGAAGUGCCAGAAAGACAAUGUAUAAUACAUGACAAUUGGUUUUCUUGUAAUCAAUAUGAUCAGAUUACUCAUCAUCCUUCUGCUGCCAGAUUUCCACUGGUUCAAUGUGCUAAAUUUAUUUUACUAGAUCUACUCAGUGCACUGUAGGACACUGGUUCUUAGAUAAUCGCUUUUUAUGCUGCUGUGAAUCCCUUCGAAUGACCAUGAACUUGAGGAGGAAAGAUCUGUUGCAUUGGAGCGAAGUGCUUGUCAAGCUCGAAACAAAGAUGCGUGUUGUUUGUACUUAGAACUCUGGUGCUGCUGCCAAUGUUGUCUUCGGGAAAGUCUGAUGGGACUCCGGAAGGAAGGAAGAAGAUGACAUGAAGCAGGACCUGAUUCCCACUUCCAAUACUGCCAAGAGUGUGUUUUGUAUGACGAUGAUUAUGUAGUCUGGCUAAAGAAAAUGCGUUUGGGAUAUAUACGAUUUGUAAAAUACCAAGGAGGUUUUGAUGCUCUGAAAAGUCUUUCCCUGAAACCUAGAUUAAUUCAAGUCUUCUUUAAAUCAAAGUAAAACCAAACAUAUGGGUACUUCAGUUGUGGAUUAACUGUAGUCCGAUUAAAGGCUUGCAGUAAAGUUUUUUUCUGUAUUUUUUUGUUUUCUUGGAUUUUAUGUCAAAUUGCACAUUUUCCAAUGAGCUGUGGUUUGCUUUCAAAAAUGAUUUUCUUCCAUGAAAAUUAAAGUGUUUAGUGAUUUUACUUAGUAAAUGAAAAAUAUAUAAAUACAACAACAACAAAAAAAUAGACUUUUUAUAAGAUGACACUGGGGCAUCUCCUGGAGCUUAGCACAUUUCCAUACUGCUGUAAUCAAUUGUGUUCUUUCAUAAAGACUGUGAUUCCAUAGGAUUUAGGAGGAUAUUUAUCUAAUUACCUAAAGCUAUGGGCAGAUAGUUUUAUAUUAAAAAAGAUACAAUGUGAAGACAAAUAAAGAGCAAGCAGGAGAGAUGUAUAUAUUUAGACAAAUGAGAAUUACUUAUUAACUUUAUGACAGAUUGGGUUUUCCCUUCUUACAUUAUUUUUUAUUUUUUUUCUAAAGAACUGCAUGUGAAAAUCAGUGAUGCUUGAUGAGCCCUGCUACGCACAAACUGAUCCUAGGUUUAAUGCUAGAAAUAAAGUCCUGAUUCUUUAAAAAGAAAAACUUGUUUGAAUUUGUUUUGAUUUUUAGUAGGUGUCACCUCCUGCAGAAAUAACCAGAUAAAAAAAAACAAGACAAACAAAUGAAAUCACCAAGCGUCGUAGUGGUUACAAAAGAUGCAUGCAUAAAUUGCUGAACCUCAUCGAAGGAGGUGCUGUACAAAGAAUUUUAAUACAUUUUUGUAAAUAAAAUGUACAGAAAGGUC